AUGGGUCAACGAGUUAUCUCAGAGAAAAAUAAUACAGUGUUCCAUGCACUAAAUUUAGCUGAAUUAGCAUUAACCGACGUGCGUCACGUAAUUUGUAAAUUUUUCGUACUUCGCAGUGGUGUGAAUUCAAUAACAAAAGUGAAGAAAAUUGAUUUGAUACACUUAGGAAGAUAUUUUAUCAAACCAUGGUACUUUUCACCUUAUCCUGAAGAACUGAUCUCGUGUCCAGUUGUUUAUAUUUGCGAAUUUUGUUUGAAAUAUUGUAAAGAUACUGAUGCAUUGAAGCGACAUCGAACAAAAUGCACAUUGAUUCAUCCGCCUGGUAAUGAAAUUUAUCGUAAUGGAACAAUCUCAUUCUUCGAAGUUGAUGGACGAAAGAACAAAACCUAUUCUCAUCAUCUUUGUCUCUUGGCGAAAUUAUUUCUUGAUCAUAAGACUUUGUAUUAUGAUACAGAUCCAUUUAUGUUUUAUAUUUUAACCGAAUUUGAUGCACAAGGUUUUCAUAUCGUUGGUUAUUUCUCUAAAGAUAAAGAAACCAAUGAAGAUUACAAUUUAUCAUGCAUUUUAACACUGCCACCCUAUCAAAAGAAGGGCUAUGGACAUUUUAUGAUUGACUUUAGUUACACGCUAUCAAAACUCGAGAAUAAAAUUGGUACACCAGAGCGGCCACUGUCUGAUUUGGGUUUACUCUCUUAUCGCCGGUACUGGUCGGAAACGAUCAUUGAGGCUUUGUUAAAGCAUCGAUCAAAAGAUGGUGAAAGCGAAUCUCCUUCACUUUCAAUCA
Messenger RNA from Adineta ricciae, 784 nucleotides. NCBI's taxonomy places the organism in Eukaryota, Metazoa, Rotifera, Eurotatoria, Adinetida, Adinetidae. The record is from the annotation of a GenBank genome assembly.